Messenger RNA from Pocillopora meandrina, 5495 nucleotides. NCBI's taxonomy places the organism in Eukaryota, Metazoa, Cnidaria, Anthozoa, Scleractinia, Pocilloporidae. The record is from the annotation of a GenBank genome assembly.
CUCUUGCUGCUUUUUCACGCAGAGCUGCCCUUAAUCUCCACCCGUCCAGAAGGGAAAACUCUAAUCGAGGGAGAAAAUAUAACCCUGUCUUGUAACGCCACCGGAAAUCCAGAACCAUCAAUAUCCUGGGUCAAAGAUGGAUUUCCCAUAAACAGCAAUUCUAGGAUCAACUUUUCACAAGACAAUAGGUUAUUGACAAUAACGAAUACAAGCAGAACGUACAGCGGUGAAUACCGAUGUGUGGCAAGAAAUAGAGUUGGAAAUGAUACCUCAAAUUCGAAAGUGAAUGUUCUUUGUAAGUGUCGUACACUCUUUGAUUUUCAGGUCUCACUUGUUAUAACUGUAUUUAUAAUCUUUAUAAGUUGCAUUGACAUCCUGGAACCUUAAUUAAAAAGUGGUCAUUUCACUGCUCUUCCGUUGACGAAAAUUGGAUGAAAUGGUCGUUUAUUUUAACCAGAAGCACAAUUUACCUUUGCAUGCACGUUCUUGAUGCCGAAAUGGGUAUUGCAGCUGUAGCCUUUUCUCAAAUAUUUUUCUCUUACUUAUUUCAUUGAAAAUUUUAUCUGAUCUAUUUCAUUUUGUUCGUUACCUUGUCCAGUACUUGCCUGUUGUGAAAUUCAUGGGGCGUCGACUGGUGAUCGUCUGUUUGUUAAAAGUUAAAUGUAGGUCGACAUCAAGAAAGCUACAAAGUGAUAAUUGCAUGCCACACGUUCGAAUUAUUUAUUAGCUCUAACACCGACGCUAUUUACUUUUCAGUUCAACCCGAGGUUACAAUUGAUGGCGAUCAGGAGCAAUAUUUGGCCAAAGGCAGCAAUAUCUGGCUGAUAUGUCGGUAUGAAGCGUCGCCACCAGUGUCUGAAGUGCAAUGGAUAAAAGAAGGAACUGAGAUUGCUGGAAAUACUUCAGUGCUGAUUAAUGAUUCAAGAGUGACAAUUCUAUCUUUCAAUGAGAGUCAAAUACAGUUGUCAAUCACUGCAGCUUCCCUAAAGGAUGGGCGAAAUUACACCUGUAAAGUCACAAAUAUUUUAGGCAGCAUGCAGGAUACGACAAUGAUCAUAAUCAAAGGUAAAUGAUAACCAGUUAAACUAGCCAAUUGGUGGAGAAUAUUUCCUUCAGUAACGUUUAUUAAUCAGUCAUUGGUUUGAGUCGCUAUCAAAUUUGAAACCAUAAGGUAAGAAUACAAUUGUACCACUUUAACUGAAGAGAACGUUUUCUCCCGUACCACAUUUACAACGAGAUCGUCCUUGAAAACUGCUCAUGAGUUACUGUCAUCUUCCAAACCCUAAACGUAGUACACUGUAUGUUAUUUUUUGGUGCUGUGUAUUGUGAGAUUACCAUACGAAUUUAUAGAAAAUGUAAUAUAGGCAUUAUACAAUUCCUGCACCAAAACGCAAUAUCUAACGAAUUUAUUAACUAUUCGUCAGCUCUACAAAUUCGUUUUCUCUUGUUUUGGUCAGAGUAACACGUAUGUAUAUAUAUUUUAAUUAUCAUGCUUAGUCAAUAAAACAACGGACAAGGUGAGAACUGUUAAAUACGUUUGGAAAGAGAUUACUAUUACAUGAACAUGAAAACUUGUAUUAUUUUUUUAAAAUAAUUUUUUUUAAUGAUAAUACUGUAUUUAUCCACAGAUAAACCUGAGAUCGUGACGCAUCCUCAAAAUAUCACAACAAGAGAAGGUCAAAACGUGACUUUAUAUUGUAACGCUACUGGAAGUCCAGUUCCAACAAUAUCAUGGUACAAGAAUGGAUAUCCUAUAAAUAACAGCUUCAGUACCAUUUUUUCACCAAGCCAUGAACAGUUGACAAUAAGGAAUGUGAACAGAAUAGACAGUGGCGAUUACACAUGUCAAGCAAAAAACAGAGUUGGAACGGAUACUUCUAACGCUUCCACGAUUAAUGUUCAGUGUAAGUGACUUAAAUUAGCCAUUGUACAUGAAUAAGCACUAGCAGUCCUUUUGAUGUACCAUAAAUCCAUCAUGAAAUGUCGAGUAUUUACUUGGCUCCCUAGAGCUCGGCCGAACAAUUUAUUCUGAUUUAGCACGCUGUUCCAGCCAAUCAGUAUGCGCGUCAUAUAGAUACCUCAUUAUAAUUGCUUUUGCAGCUCUAGCAACAAUUAAUUCUUUAUCGGUCGUUCUUUCUUCUUCCUUUUGGAUCAAACUAUGCUAUGUAUGGAGGAUCUUCUUGCCGGAAUUUUUACCUUCAGAGGGCGUCUUUUUCACUGGUUCUUCGUCCUAUUACCGUUAGUGUUUUAUUCAUCUACUCAAGGAGGUAAAUGACGUUAUUUCAUUAUUCGAAGAAAGAAUUUUUAACAGAUAUGGAAGCGAGAAUCAACCUCGUUGACUUCCAUAAACGAAGGACGGGCCCUGGUCAUGCGCAUCAUGUAAGCGGAUUGAAUUCUUUUGAGUGCGUGAGAAGGAUUUUUGAGCAUGCUGUUAUCUGACGUUAUGUAGCCUUUCUCCAUAAAGUGCUUCUUUUUGUAGCACCAUCUUAUGUCCUUCCACCGAAAGAUUGAGGAAUGAUCAGGCAGUUGUCUGACUGUAGAGCAAAGAUACGCUAAAAAAGCAAACCGGACCGCGAGCCAAGCGGUCGCAUAAUGUAAUUUGUUAUCAUGUUAUAUGUAUGCUUUCGCGUUAGUCUUUUGCAAAGUAAAAUUUUUUUGAAAUUGCAGUUUUUUUUUAGAACAGCAAACGGAUGUACAGUCAUGUAUGCAUUUCUAUGCAGAUGUCUUGUUUAUCAGUUAUUUGCCCUUUGCUAACAAGAUUGAUUUCAAAAUUACAGAUAAACCUGAGAUUAUUACUCAUCCUGAGAGUGAGGAUAUAAAAGAAGGAGGAAAUGUGACCUUGUCUUGUAAUUCUACUGCAAAUCCAUUACUGACAACAUUAUGGACUAAAGAUGAAUCGCCUGUAACUAACAGUUCGAGGGUCAAUUUCUCAGUUGUCAAUAAAGUUUUGACGAUAACGAAUGUGAACAGAAAGGACAGUGGAGAAUACAGAUGUGUGGCGAGCAACAAACUUGGAAACGAUGCAUCAAAAGCUGCUGAAUUGAAUGUGAAAUGUAAGUUCAUUGGAUUGUCUUUAAAGAUAUCGAUUACAAACAGAACAGAGCAUUAUAAUAUGCAAAGUCUCUCUUGCGGAAAAUACCUCUAAGUAACGUCUACGGUGAAAUGGAUAUUUUAAAAUCUUCUUUUUUGAGUCCUCGAAAACGAUUACGAAAUGUACGUAGGAAAUAAUUUGGCCUGAGAACAAACUCUCCCCUAAAUGGCCGUAAUGAGGUGUUUGGGAAUAUGCUUUAAUCCUUUAGCUCCCAUUAGUGACCAAGAGAGAAAUUCUCCUUACAGUGUCAAUGCAAUAUUAAGCACACAAAUAAUGAGAAUAAAGAAUAAUAGCGAUCAGUGAUAAUUAUUUGAUUCAAUACUAAAUUCUCUGAACUAACAUUAUAAGAAUUUUAUGGUUGACAUUAAGGAGAAAUUACAAGUUUGAUCUGGGAGUUAAAUGGUUGAGGAUGUUAAUACGCUGGAAGUGAACACAUCUUAAAUGACAGCUUUAGUAAUAACCACAAGAGAAAGAAGUUUCUCCUUGUAAAACACGUUUGAUAACUCCAUUAUAUCUCCAUCAUCGUGCAAAAACUGUACUGAACAUUUGUUCAAGAUAUACGCAAAAAUGUUUGUUCAAGAAUUUGAGCACAACCUGUUGUAUAGUAACAUAAUUGUGAAAACACUGCAUGUGCAUAGCCUUGCUGAGAGAGUUUGUUUGUACAUCCCAGAUCGCCCUGAGAUAACAAAACAUCCGCAGAAUGUUACGGAAACAGAAAGAAAUAAUGUGACCUUAACUUGUAAUGCUACCGGAAAUCCAGAGACACAGUUUUCGUGGUUUAAAGAUAAAGAUCUCGUGGAAAUUAACUACAGGAUUUGUUUGUUAGCAAACAACUCGCUCCUGACGAUAACAGAUGUGAACAGAAACGACAGCGGAGGAUACCAAUGUGUCGCUCAUAAUGAAGUUGGAAACGAUACCUCGAUAAUUGUCAUAUUAGAUGUACUAUGUAAGUAAAGUACUAUUAAUACAAUUAUGUACCGCUAGCAGAAGUGAGACAAGGCGAUUUAUUGUAAAGUGCGCACAUAGGUUUUUUUCAUAAGUUUGUACCCUUUUUUGAACUUUCCGAACUGUCUGUUUUAAGAAGCCUUGCAAGUCACAAGCCUUGUUUACCAUUUUUCUAUGAACAUUUUCAGUAUCCUACAUGUACCCCUUUGCUGCUGAAGCUACGUUUCAGCUUUGUCAUUUCUUGAAAUAUUACAGUCAUAGAAACUUUUCGCUUCAAAACCAGUCAGAGAUUACCAACAGUGAUUUUUCCUAGAUAAUGAUUUGUAUUUUUACGUUCAUUUGUUUGGGAAAGGUAGGGAUAAAAAUUUCUUAAGUGAUAGCGAAGCAGACACUUAAGUUUUCGCAAGCUUAAAUGGAGAUCGAACGGUAAUCGAAUUGUAAGUCCCGGAUUGCGCAUGGAAACGUUUCUCUUUAUUCAGACGAGUCAUUUGUCUCGCUGAAUUGUUUAAUUCCACAGUGCAUAGUCUAGUUAAUAUCCAUUCACACUAGCAAAACAUAUUUAAGUAAACUGAGUUCAACUGAAUGAAAUUAUGACAUAGGACUAAAAGACACAUUUUUCCUUAGGUUUCAAGUCGUCAAUAGUAUUUCCAAUGUGCUUAAUUUGAAGUCGACAAAAAUCGGUUUGAGCAGUUUCUUGGCAUAUCAAACAUUGUGUUUAAUUUUUGGUAGACAAUGGCACUGGAUUACGUACCUUUAAUGGGCAUUUUAAUUGUUUGCUGCUUAGAGGCUCUAUUGUUUCUAGAACAAAGGUUUGAAAGAACCGACGCUUAGCCAAUUUCCGAGCGCGAGAUUCAAAAUAUUCGUUGACAAUAUCGCAAUUCUCGGGAUGGGGUAAGGGAAAUGUCGCUCAGAAGACAAUUUUACUGGGGGUACGGAAGGGAAACUUUGUUACAUUAAGCGCGGGCUGUAGAAGUUAUUUCUUUACUUCUCGCAAACCGGCGAAUGUCAACGUUCAGAAGCACGCUAAAAGAGCUAGGGUUUGUAUUUUUAAAUACAAAUGGAAAAGCGCAAAACAACUACAAGCAAAACCCAGUCAUCGGAGAAUAAACUCAAAAGUAAAGCGAAGUAAUAAGUAAACAGUUUUAAACCCGUGUUCAACAAAACAGCUUUAAAACAUGUUUCCGCUUUGGUUUGAAUGAGGUAUAAGUGGGUUUUCUGAAAAUUCGUAGAUCAACCUGAGAUAGCUACUCAACCGCAGAAUGACACAAGAAUAGAAGGAAGAAAUGUGACAUUAACUUGUAAUGCUACUGGAAAUCCAGAGCCAGUGCUUUCAUGGUCGAAAGAUGGAAAUCUCGCGAAAAGCAGCAACAGGAUCAGCUUUUUAGCAGACAACAAACUGUUGAAGAUAACGAAUGUGAAAAGAUCAGAUAGCGGAAAAAUACCUGUGUGUCGCUUAUAA